CCAUUCUUAUCAGCUUAUUCAAAAUAUUCACAAUGCUCAUUAAGCCACAGCUACUGCUUUAUCAGCAGACUAAUCUCUUCACAGCCAAAAGCACACUAUCUCCGCUGCACACAACUUUUGCCUAUAACAACCUCAUUGAUCGAAAAAGAGAAAUUUGUAACGCAAAAAAGAAAACACACAGCACUGCUGAGUGUUGCGUUCGCGGAGAAAGUAGUAAACUAAAUGCUGUUGCAAGCCCCGGUGUUCCCGCUCCUCUUGCUGCCAACGCUCCUAGGAAGACAAUUAAGAUCACGACGACGGUGAUUGUUCAAAUAAAGGAUGACGGAUUGUUGGAUUAUAUCGAUAAUAUUAUGGGCAGAAAAAUCCUAGUCCAGCUUGUUGCUGCAGAGGAUAAUUACAACAACGACAAAAUAAUCGAAGGAAAAGCUUACAAGGAAGGGAUGGAAGAUGACAAUGACAUAGAGUACAAGUGUGAGUUUGAUGUGCCAGAAGGGUUCGGGGAUAUUGGCGGGGUGCUUGUCGAAAAUAAACACGGCAAGGAAGUGUAUGUGAGAAGGAUAUAUCUUGAUGGCUUUCCUGGUGGGAGAAUUGUGGUGAGCUGCAAGUCAUUUGUUCAGCCCUCUACAAAGGAAGAGACCAUCAAGAGAAUCUUCUUCUCUAACAAGUCAUACCUGCCAACCAAUACCCCAAGUGGAUUAAUUGACUAUAGGGCAGAAGACUUGCGUGCUCUCAGAGGUGAUGGCAACGGGGAGCGAAAGUAUGGCGAAAGAAUCUAUGACUAUGAUGUCUACAACGAUCUUGGUAAUCCUGAUAAAUAUGAAGAUCCUGAAAAGAACCAUGGUCUGAAGAGAAAAGUGCUUGGAGGCAGUCCAGAACUCCCUUAUCCAAGGCGUGGUAGAACUGGCCGCCCACGCUGCAAGAACGAUAAGACUGCAGAAUCACUUACCACAGACAACAUCUAUGUUCCAAGGGACGAAUAUUUCUCCGAGGUGAAGAUGGAGAACCACACAGACACUACAAAAGGAGGAAAGACACAGGCAUUUGUGCCCGGAAUGGAAAAUUUUAUUAUUGGCAAAGAACUAGGAUUUCCAUAUUUCACAGCCAUAGAUGAGCUUUUCAAUGAAGAUGAUGAUCUGUCAGAAAAAUUUCAAGAAAAACUUAAAAAUGUUUUCCUUGCAAUCAUAAAUUUUCUUCCUUCCUGGGGAAAAAAGGUUUUGCGGUUUAGAACUCCCUCAGUGCUUGACAGAGAUAAAUUCAUCUGGAUAAAAGAUGAAGAGUUUGGUCGUCAAACGCUUGCUGGAAUCAACCCUUGUAGCAUACAAUUGGUUAAGGAAUGGCCAUUAAAAAGUAAUCUUGAUCCUGCUAUUUAUGGACCGCCAGAAUCAGCAAUCACUACGGAAGUGGUGGAAAUGGUGAUGCUAGGGCGCAUUACUGUUGAUGAGGCUAUUAAAGAGAAGAGGCUUUUUGUUAUAGAUUACCAUGAUCUUUUUUUGCCAUAUGUUCAUAAAGUAAGAGACUUGGAAGGAACAAAUCUUUAUGGAGCAAGGGCAUUGUUUUUUAGAACUCCUUUGGAGACUUUAAAACCGAUAGCCAUUGAGUUGGUUCGGCCAAAGGGAAGAGGAAAAGACCAAUGGAAGCAGGUAUAUUUACCAGGUUGGGAUUCUACAUCGGGCUGGCUAUGGAAGCUAGCUAAAGCUCAAUUCCUGGCGCUGGACUCCGGUUAUCACCAGCUAAUUAGCCAUUGGAUAAGAACUCAUUGUUCGGUAGAGCCAUAUGUACUUGCAACAAAUCGGCAACUUAGUGCAAUGCACCCAAUAUAUAGACUGCUAAAACCUCAUCUCAGAUACACAAUGAAUAUAAAUUCUCUGGCGCGCCAAGAUCUAAUUAAUGCAGAUGGAAUUAUCGAGUCAUCAUUUUCACCAGGUAAGUACUGUAUGGAAAUAAGCUCUGGUGCUUACAGAGAAUUGUGGCGUUUUGAUCAAGAAGGAUUGCCAGCAGAUCUCAUUAAAAGGGGAAUGGCCGAGAAAGAUCCAAACUCAGACACUGGAGUAAAAUUAACAAUAGAAGACUAUCCUUAUGCCAGCGAUGGUCUAAUUCUCUGGAAGAUCAUUAAGGAAUGGGUCAGUGCAUAUGUCAAUCGUUACUACCCGAAUGAAAGCUACAUAAAAUCCGACAACGAAAUCAAUGGCUGGUGGACAGAAAUUCGUACUGUAGGCCACGGGGACAAAAAGGAUGAACCAUGGUGGCCCAAGUUGGAAAACCAGGAUGACUUAACUGAAAUCUUGGUAACCAUCAUAUGGGUAGCAUCAGGACACCAUGCAGCUGUCAACUUUGGACAAUACGAUUUUGCUGCUUAUUUUCCGAAUAGGCCUACAAUUUCUAGGACUAAGAUGCCUAAUGAAGAUAAAACAGACGAGUCUUGGAAGUCAUUUCUGUCCAGGCCUGAGGACGAGAUUUUAUCAUGCUAUCCUACUCCAAUACAAGUUGGAAAGGUGUUGGCAACUUUGACAGCAUUGUCGAAUCAUUCGCCAGAUGAAGAAUAUAUUGGUCAGGAACCAGAGCCGUCUUGGACUGAAGACGAAGUUAUAAACCUGGCAUAUGAACUGUUUUAUAAUAGGCUGCUAGAGCUUGAUGGUAUUAUUGAUGCAAGAAACAAAAAUCACAAAUUGAGAAACAGGACUGGAGCUGGGGUGGUGCCAUAUGAGUUUCUAAAGCCUAAAUCAGAACCUGGAAUUACUUCCAAGGGAGUUCCUAACAGUGUUUCCAUCUAAUUUGAUGAUUUAGGCAAUACACGUGAGUGUGAUUCUCACAACAGAGUGUCUUACAGAGCUUGGUUUUCUUAAAUUUUUCCAGUAGCACUGCUUGCAAAAUUAAAAUGCUUCCUCCAAUGAUCAAUAAUAUUACGUACUUAUUUAUA
This is a messenger RNA of Daucus carota subsp. sativus, 2917 nucleotides long. RefSeq names its product linoleate 13S-lipoxygenase 2-1, chloroplastic. Gene Ontology annotation, biological process: lipid oxidation. NCBI's taxonomy places the organism in Eukaryota, Viridiplantae, Streptophyta, Magnoliopsida, Apiales, Apiaceae. Gene Ontology annotation, molecular function: protein binding; oxidoreductase activity, acting on single donors with incorporation of molecular oxygen, incorporation of two atoms of oxygen; metal ion binding. The record is from RefSeq and is a predicted model, not a curated record. The coding region runs from base 33 to 2771 and encodes 912 amino acids. The transcript has 9 exons.